GGUCCAGUAGAUACAUAUAUUUUCAAAAAAACCAACAACUCAAUUUGUUUGUCAAGCCAAACAGUCCAGGUCUCACUCAAGAAACGGAGCGAGGCAGAAAGUAGAAUACAAUACAAGAACGCAAGACAGAAGACGAAACCCUGUGGCUGAACGAUGGCACAAGGAAAUUGGUGUUUCGUCUGCGAUAAAUGGAUAACAAAAGACCUCUCGGACAGGUCCAGUUCGUCGAAAACGGAUGAGGUUGAGGAAUAUUGGAAACUACACGAAAGCUCAGAAGAUCAUGUAACAAAGAAGAAGACAUGUCAAGAAUGUCCUGAUGUAACGUGGGAUGGACUCACAAUUUACGCAUCUUUUGCAGAACUUUCAUAUUCAGAGGUACACACGUUUUUGGACUAUCGAGACAUGUGCUACGCUAUGCGAAGGUAUGGCUACGCAAAAGUGCGCCAGAUUGACAAUCACUCUUACAGUAUCAGCUACCAAAAUCAGAUUAGUGCAGAGAAGGCUUUGAGCUCAAAUAUUACGCAUCGGGGUGCAUACAUAAAUACUCGGCCAAUGUUUAAACAUAAAUUGCAAAACCUGCCUGCACCGAAGUUGGAAGGCGUACAAUCGGACUGUAGUGAUUCUUGGGAGGUGCAGGCCAAGCAGCUAGCCAUCGCCUGUAAAUUGGCUGUAACGCCAGAAGUCGAGAGGCAGCACCAGAUGCAGACUGAACACCUUUUGGCAGACAUUGUGAGAACCAUCCAGCCUCUCUGUAAUGGGGAAGUCCAUUGCUUCGUCUACGGCUCCAGGGCCACGGGCCUGGCCGAUAUUGACAGUGACAUCGACGUCCACGUCAAAUUAGACUACGCAGAUUCAAACUUUGACAAGCCGUUGAGUAAAAUGGCGCACAAACAGCUUCUGAAAGCAGCGGUGAAGCUGUUCUACAAAAAGCCUCACAUGUUCCGGAACAUCCACUCUGUGCCGGGUGCCAGAGUGCCAGUGCUGCACUUCCUGCACAUUCCAACCAACGUGGAAUGCGACGUCACGUUCAAAAACAUGCUCGGCGUGUAUAACAGUCAGUUCCUCCAGUUUGUCGCGUCGCAAGACGAGCGCAUCUUCUUACUCUUCUUCGUCAUCAAGCAGUGGAGGAAGGCGCAAAACAUCCAAAUGUCCAACUACUGCUUGACCAUGCUGGCCAUUUUUUUCCUGCAAACACUGCCUCAGCCGAUGCUUCCGCCCAUUUUGCAGCUCAAGGAAGGCUCGGACCCACUGGUGCUCAACCAGGGCUGGGUCUGCAGCUUCAGGAGAGAGCGCAUCGCCAACGAGAACAAGAGCACCCUCAAGGAGCUGGUCGUUGCCUAUUUCAAGUUUCUCGCUCAGCUGGACCUUGCGGUGGACGUGAUUUGCCCGUUGACCGCGUCAACCUUCGAAAAGUGGAAGUUCCUGCAAGCCGAAACCCUGCCAGAGGAAAUGCAGGGUCUGUCGCAGCUGGAAGGGAAGGAAAGUCUGCAGGUGAAAAAGCCAGUGUGCGUUCAAGAUCCCUUUGAGCUGAACCACAACAUCGCCAAAAAUUUGGCCGUGCCCUUGACUUAUUUUACUACUAGAUGCACCCAGAUGGCAGAUUACUGCGAACGCGAGACCAAUUUCAGCCUUGAAGAUUUGCUGAAGUUUACCCCGAGCAAAAAUAAAUUGCCUAAGUGCCAAGACAACUUCUCACAAAAAAUCUUCCUGCAAAACUAUUUCCCGGAUUUCGAGCGCCUCAAAAGCCAAUCCAUCCAAGAACUUUGGUUUGAGGACGUGGUGAACGUGAUCUACGACAUUUUCAAAGAGGUGUUCAACUGCUCCGAGGAAAGCAGCAUUCUGAUAGACGCGCCACCAAGUAAAAUACAAAAAAUGCCGCCUUGCAAUAGCGAACGAUUGGCCGCGUGGGCUUUGAGCACUCCAACCAUUCUGUUCGGCGCCCGCAAGAAGCAGCGAGUGAAAGGGAAUGCCUGCUAUUUUAUCAAAGAGGCAUUGACGUCGAAAGUGAUGAUCAAAAGGCUCUACAAUAACUUGGACACGAUAUCCAGAGAAUUCCACCUGAUUUUCAAGAUGGAGCUGACGUCUCACGUGAAGCCGACCCAUGUCAAAAUCUCCUUCACGAAUGCGGGAAGCGAAGUUAACACUUUCCAUUCCCUGAUUUGCUUUGUCGACAAAAAUUUGCAAAGCAUGGUGGACAACACUAUGGCAACUCCAUACCGAGACCAGUGGCAGGCGCUGAACAGACAGUGCUGUACACUCGAAGAGCAGCUCGAAUUCUUGACAGAACAGAAGACAAACCCAGUGCCUGUCAAAGUCUCAAACUCAAACAAACCCCCCAAGAAACCCAAGAAACCCAAGAAACCAAAUCCCUUGCUGGAUGCGAUUGAAAAAGUCAGUGCGUUGUAAAACUGUGAUCAAUCCUACUAUGUUUCUUUUUUAAUGAAUGUGACUGUAUGAUUGUAUUUUUUUGCAAUUGGAUGUAUAUAAUUCGUUACAAUUAUUGUGAUGAGAUAUGUGCAUGUCAAAAGUCAAAAAAAGAUUUUUAUUUGAAGUUCAUUUACUUGCGAAAUAUGAAAGUAAAAUUCUAAAAUAAUUUUAACAUUAUGUCAAAUCAAAUUGGUGCUAACAAUUUGAGAGUUGUAUUAGAAUUUUUUUGCGUUUUUAAAAUUUAAAGCAAGUGAUCAUGUUUAUUUCCUUCCUAAUUAACACUAUUUGACAAAGAUGGAUGCCUUAUUCGCAGAUAAAGCCUAUUUUGUUGCUCACCACAAAAGAACUGACUUAUUCAUUAAGAAAAACUGCACUCGAAAUUUUGUAAUAAUACCCUGAAAAUGGCCAAAAUGUUAUGCACUGAGAAAUCACACGCGAAAAAUGAAUCGCAGCUUUGAAGUGUGCAUUCGAAGUGAAAAAGCAAAAUUAAUUUAAGAAAUACGUUGCGUAUGCAUGAUUGAACUCAUUAAAACUGGCAACACCUGA
Messenger RNA from Cloeon dipterum, 2973 nucleotides. RefSeq names its product terminal uridylyltransferase 4-like. The coding region runs from base 154 to 2406 and encodes 750 amino acids. The record is from RefSeq and is a predicted model, not a curated record. Gene Ontology annotation, molecular function: RNA uridylyltransferase activity. Lineage: Eukaryota; Metazoa; Arthropoda; Insecta; Ephemeroptera; Baetidae. The transcript is spliced from 6 exons.